Molecule: messenger RNA, 2738 nt
Organism: Cryptotermes secundus
Lineage: Eukaryota; Metazoa; Arthropoda; Insecta; Blattodea; Kalotermitidae
Gene: Pak
Product: serine/threonine-protein kinase PAK 3
Exons: 11
Coding region: 223-1935 (570 amino acids)
Biological process (GO): intracellular signal transduction; protein phosphorylation; regulation of MAPK cascade
Cellular component (GO): cytoplasm
Molecular function (GO): ATP binding; protein serine/threonine kinase activity
Source: RefSeq, a predicted model, not a curated record
UUAAUGGAGUUUAGUACAUGGCGGUGAUAAAAGGCUAUGGUAAAGGUUACAUUAAUCCCAAAUAUUGCUAUUAGUAAUGCCUUCCAUUGGUAAAUAGCUUAUGGUGUCAUAACCUUAAUAUGUACAGAUGUGGUUGACAGUGAGAUCUUGAGAGAAAAUAGAGAUAAGGUGCUUCAUUUGAAGUUUGCAGAGUGCUAAUUUUUUGUAGCAUCUUGUGUCGCUAUGUCAGACGAUGAAGAUAAGCCCCCAGCACCUCCUGUGCGCCUGACAAGUAACAGGGGUGAUUCUACCCCAAAUCUUCCAGUGGAUAUGCGUCCUCUUCCCAAGGAACCAGAUGCAGACGAUCGCAAGAAAAAGACGUUGAAAGGCAAGAUGAAACAAAAGGGGAAGGAUAGUGAGAAACCUAACAUUUCAUACCCAACAAAUUUUGAACACACAGUUCAUGUUGGAUUUGAUGCAAUAACGGGUGAAUUCACGGGUAUGCCUGAAGCCUGGGCACGUUUGCUCAUGAGUUCCAACAUUAGCAAACAGGAACAAAAGAAGAAUCCUCAAGCUGUACUUGAUGUACUCAACUGGUUUGAUAGUUCCAGUAAAGAAGCAAAAGGAUCCAAGUAUAUGACAACUACAAAAAUGGUUGCAACUGUGGACCUAGCACCGUCACCUCGACCAAGUCUGCGCCAGGGAGCCACCAACUCAGGAUCUAGCCACAGUCAGCAUAGUUUGAGCCAUCCAUCAAGUAGCAGUCCUUCCUCAACCACCCCUGAUACAGAGGGAGGGGGCAAUGUCACGUCUGCAGCUACAAGCAGUGAGGUUGAAGAAGAACCUCCUCCACCACCCAUUGCCACUAGACCUGAAAGGACAAAGUCAAUUUAUACAAAACCAAUUGAAGAAGAAGCAGUUGUGUCAUCUGGAAACCCUCCUCCACCUCGCACCACUAAUGGGACUCUGGAUAAAAACCGCAACAAUGCUAGUGUAGGACCUGGCGGUGGAACAGGCGGUGGAGAUCCAAGAACUCCUAGUGAUAAGGCUCGUAAAAAGAAAAUGAGUGAUGAAGAAAUUUUAGAACGAUUAAGAACAAUAGUUAGUGUUGGAGACCCCAACAGGAAGUAUACCAAGAUGGAAAAGAUUGGACAGGGUGCUUCAGGAACAGUGUACACCGCUAUUGAAACAUCAACGGGAAUGGAAGUGGCUAUCAAACAGAUGAAUUUAUCACAGCAGCCCAAGAAGGAACUGAUUAUCAAUGAAAUACUAGUAAUGCGAGAAAACAAGCAUCCCAAUGUAGUGAACUAUCUAGAUAGCUAUCUGGUUGGGGAGGAACUUUGGGUUGUGAUGGAAUAUCUACCAGGAGGAUCUCUCACAGAUGUUGUGACAGAAACAUGUAUGGAUGAAGGUCAGAUAGCAUCUGUUUGUCGAGAAGUGCUUCAGGCUUUGGAGUUCUUGCACUGUAACCAAGUGAUUCAUCGAGACAUAAAAUCUGAUAACAUCCUCCUUGGACUGGAUGGCAGUGUUAAAUUGACUGAUUUUGGUUUCUGCGCACAGAUUUCUCCCGAGCAAUCAAAGCGCACCACAAUGGUAGGGACGCCAUACUGGAUGGCACCUGAAGUUGUUACUCGCAAGCAGUAUGGGCCUAAAGUUGAUAUAUGGUCUCUUGGUAUUAUGGCAAUUGAGAUGAUAGAAGGGGAGCCUCCGUAUUUAAAUGAAAACCCUCUUAGGGCUCUUUACCUUAUCGCAACCAAUGGGAAGCCAGAUAUUAAAGAGAAAGAGAAGCUAUCUCCGAUCUUCCAGGACUUCCUGGACCAGUGCCUAGAAGUAGAGGUUGACAAGCGGUCACCUGCAUCCGAACUGCUCAAACAUCCCUUCCUGAAGCUGGCUCGUCCCCUAGCAAGCCUGACACCGCUCAUCAUGGCAGCAAAGGAAGCAGCAAAGAGUCACUAGUUGUCAGCAUGAUGUCACUGCAUGGAACAGUUACAUCAGUAUCUUGGUGGGGUGCCGUGGUGUUGGACAACAAGAGAGUGAGUGAAUGUUGCGUGAGGAAGAGUAUGUGAGCAGCUCAAAACAGAUUAGUGACUGAUAGUGGAGUUUCAGUGAUGGAGUGAAGUUAGAAAUCAUGAGUGGUUUAAGUGACAUUUCAAAACUAAAGAAUACUGGUAAUGGAAUUUGAAUCAUGAUUAACAUAUUUAAUUUAAACCAUUAUGAAUAAUGCAAAGAUUGUACUCUUUGUGGUUUACAUACAUACUCAUUGAGAAAGGAAUAUUAAUUAUCACCAUCAUCAUUAUUUUUAUUGGCACAUGUAGGGGGUAUGCGUGAUGAAAUGACAGGUUCUAGUUCGGAUGAUUGGAAUUAUUAACAGCUUGGUGACACCCUCUUUUAAUCACAUUUAAAUUAGAGCACUAUAGCUGAUUUACAUGCACCUCAUAAUUCACCGUUACACUCACACACUGGUCCUCUCCUGGUAAUGCAGUUAAAACACAGGAACCAGCACUUCAGUUCACUCCAAAUAUUUCACAUAAUUAAGGUAUUCAGAUCAUACUUUAAAUCUUCUACAAACUUCCUGUUGCUAUCACUCUUAACUGUUACUUAAACACACUCACUCUCAAAUACUCCCCUCUCUUCUGUCUCUUAACUGUCAUUAUAUAGCCUCCACAUUGACCAUGCAGAAAACAGCCUAUAUUGUUGGAACGUGUUUACUGAGUGAUCACAUAGCAACGGUCAGUGCACCGACUGCAUAGAAAAUACUU